Prorocentrum cordatum is the source of this 2506-nucleotide messenger RNA. The record is from the annotation of a GenBank genome assembly. NCBI's taxonomy places the organism in Eukaryota, Dinophyceae, Prorocentrales, Prorocentraceae.
CACACGUUUGUCGCCUAGAGUGAUAUUGCACUGCCAUUCAUUUGACACGUUUGAUCGCCUUGAGUGGUCUUCAAUUGAUUUAGUGAUAUUGCGCUGCCAUUCAUUUGACACGUUUGAUCGCCUUGAGUUGUCUUCAAUUGAUUUGUUUUGCUGGGUGCUUCCGAGGCAGUCUCUGCAAUCUUUCGUUAUGCCACACGUACGGAGUGCAAGUGCUCGCAUUAUGCGUCGGGCGCUGGCUGUUCAAAACGGAUACUGUGUGCAUUUACCUAUUCGUUUGCCUCUGGAUGGUUUGGUGCCACCUACGUGUCUCCCACCACCAGGGCUGGAGCGGGCGACUGUCGAUUUGGUUCUAGAUUAUCUCUUGUUGCGCGAUCCACCUGUUGUUAAACGCAGUUUGGAGGAGGAGGAAGAGGCCGACAUUAAGACUGUUUCGGAGAAUUUUUCUUGCCGUAUGCAGGCUUCUGAAUCGCUGGUUGAUGUUGGAGUGCAGACGGUUGAUGUUGCGGACUUUCAUUGUGAAGUCGGCUGUCAGACAGAUAGUGUCGUUGGGAUGGAGGGAGGAGCUUCAGGAGUUCUUCUUGGGAAAGUGACUGUGGCGGCGGAGGAGGAGCUGGAGGCACCCUCGAGUGCGGAGUCUUCUCCGAACGUGCAGUCUGAUUCUGAUAGCCGCGCCUUGUCAGGAGCGUCCCAGGGGUGUCUGAAUCGCCCCGUCACGCUCAAUGAGGUAUCGAAGGAGUCGCGCCAGAGGACUCGAGGGAGAGAUCGUGACAAGGUCAAGGGGACAUCGACGUGCUCUCAGGCCACCAUUGCCGAUGUCAAAGCGUGGAUUGACGCUGUUGCCAGCAUCAACGAGUUGAAUGCGAUCCAGUAUUUAAAGAACGGAAUGGAUUUGUUUGAUAAGCUGGUGACAGAACGUGGGUUCCCUACAAAGAAGGCCCAAAAAGAUUAUGCUCGGAAGCUGUAUGAGAUGCUCCAGAAUGUGCAAGCGACGCUGGAGGAUCUUCUAGGAUUCUUCGAGGUGCACAGGUUCUUGACAGGACAAAUGAACCGCGCCGAGAUGGCCAAGUUUCUGGAGGUUUCCAAGUGCAGCGAUUACCGAAUAAUAUUCUUCGGACGCCCGAGGAGUUUCGACAAGUUGGGAUGAAGCUAUUCGUGCGCACUUGUAUGCAACUGUCGGUUUAAGAACAGCGAAGGCUAUAAUGCUUGUAUCUCACCUGUUCUUGUUUUCCUCACUUUAUCUCUCUGUUUGACCUCUCGCUGGAGCCAUGAUGGCUUCACGGCCCGCUGUGGGCCCCACUAAGCGCUUCAGGUGUGUAAAGGGCAGGAGCCCCUCAUAUUCUUCAGGUGACGUUCUUCCACGGGUUGUUUCCCCGUCUAAUUCGUUGAUUACUUCAUGUGACGUUGAGCAUGCGCCUCUUGUCAUACGGCGGGUUGAACAUGCGUAUUUCGGACUGGUUUGAUGUGAAUAAGAGUUUGUGCUCACUCACGCCUUGCCUGUUUGGAUACGUCCGCUCCUUGCUCCGACUAGGCUGGAAAGCCUAUAAGGAUGCACCGUAUUGCGGGGUGGUGCUUCGGACAUUGGCGGUGCUUGACAUUCUACUCAAGUGGUGCUCAACGGUUGAUGGAACAACGCUUGCAGAGCCACAUUAGGAACCUUCGUGUAACCUUUUGGCCUCCUCAUCAUAAAGAUUCUAUGGCUUCACACCCUGGGAGUUCCACGACUGGGAGUUUAUCUAAUGCAGUUGUGAGUUCAGCAGUGACGGAGGACGAGGAGAAACGUAACCACGCAGAUUAUUUGCUUCAGUUGGCGUGUAAUUUAAGGAUCAGGAAAUACUGCUUCCGCAAGUCUGGCUGGGUAAAGCUCGUUCACUCUUUCACGGCUGCCACGCUGUAUCGCCUUAUGGCCUCGGGUGCCGAGGAAAAGGCUGUGUUGCUUGAAGCGCUUCUUCGGGAUCGCGCGAGACUUGGCCCGAUAGCCAAUUUGACCCAUCUGUCGACGGAUAUCAGAGACUUUAGUCACCGCAGACUCGUUCCCAAAAGCGUUACGGAAGCCAUGAGAUACGUGACGAAUUUUCAGGAUGAAUGGAUGCGUCGCAAAGUAAAGAACUACCGCGAGUUGGCGGCCAAGGCGGGAUACCCAAUUGAUUGAUUGAUUUAGUGAUUGCACAUAGGCUGACAUGGUUGGCCAGAACCAGAAAUUGUUACGUUGUAUUCCAUACUUCCCUCAUUGAACAUGCGAGCAAAACAAAACUAGGCGGCCUCCGUGGAUUCUUCGACGGAGGUCCCUCUGUGGGGGGAUGUGCUGCAGAAUGGUGUUUAGGUUUGUGUGUGCACGGGACGUGGCUGUCCGUGGCGGAGGAAGCUUUCUCGCUUGAUGCCUCUGCUUCUGUCGUGUUCUGUGUGAUGUUUGCAGCGCAACGGCUCUGUAUGGCCGUGGUGCACGUUUUGGGUAGCCUCUUUCAUCUCUAACCUGUUCCUACACCUUUGCAAUUUCACAUGUCGUGCU